Messenger RNA from Xyrichtys novacula (pearly razorfish), 5547 nucleotides. NCBI's taxonomy places the organism in Eukaryota, Metazoa, Chordata, Actinopteri, Labriformes, Labridae. The record is from the annotation of a GenBank genome assembly.
AUGGGUACAAAGGCCAAAUCAGACCAUCCCCAGAAGGGUAGUGGAUCUAAAGGCGGAGCUAAGGGUGAAUCAAAGUCCUCUGAUCUGACAGAGGAAGAACGUAAACUCCUUAGACAAAUAAUCCGUAGAAUACAGAGAAAAGGAGAUAAGAAAGCAGAUCUCUUCUCUGUCGCUGUCGCCGCCGUCCAGGAUGACACUUCUGAGCCAAACAUGAUGCCUGUCCAGCAAACUGAAUUUCAGGAGGACGUGUGUAUGUCCUUACAGGAGUCGGUGACACCCUCACCAGCUGACACUCCUGCCGAUCUUGAACCUCAGGACAACACAUCACAAGAAACGACAUCUACCAGCGCCGUCUUGGUAGUACAGGCGAACUCCGCAGAGGAGCCAGCCGAAGAAGACUCCUCACUUAUUCGGCUUGAACCACCUUUCCUCCAAUUCUUGUGCAACCUCACUGAGAAAGGCAUCGCACAGAAGUUUUACGUUAAUACCGUCCUUGAAAAUGAACUUCAACACGAAGCACUCCUAGACACUGCUGCUGACAUCACUCUGAUGUCCUCCACGCUCUUUAAUCGCUUGCGCAAUAUGGUGCAGCAGUCCAACAGGGACAUCAAGCUGCAGCCCUGCGCCAUGGAGAUUCGGCCGUACUCUACAGACAGUACGACUUUAAAUACAAUGACGAUGUUGAACAUCUCCAUUGGACCAAUGAAAAUCAUGCACCCCGUGUAUGUGUCGCCCCUUGAGUCGAUUCCUUUCCUCAUCGGUCAAGACCUUUUAAAACGGUUUGAGCCCCUGAUCGACUAUCGACAGCUGAAAAUAUGGGCACAGGUCCGCAGACCAUUACCCAUACCAGCAACCGACAAGAAUCGGGCUCAGUGUUACGCCUUGACGCGUGAACUUGUUACAAGCACACCGACAAGUGUAAGCUCACCGGAACAACCCUACUUGACUGACGACGAGCCACAACCCUGCUCGUGGCCUUUCGAUGACUCAGUCAUAAAAAGGGACACAUUUUUGUGCAAAUUCGAUGACACCAAUGGACCCGACACACCCGGGCCAUUGAUCACUGAAGGCAUCAACUUGAAUGAGAAUCACGUCAACGAUGUGAUUUUGGCUCUUUGGGCUGACAGAUCAGCCAUCAGCCGUGAACUGUACGACGCCUUGUCUAGGGAUGACCCGAACCUCCAGUGUGUUCGGAAAGCAUUUCGCUUCCCCUUGGACUCCCUUCCUAAAGCUACCAUGACUGCUGAAGGCGUCUGUGCCUUAACUGUGCGAUGGAACAAAAGGGAGAUGACUCACCACUUCUUGGUCAUCCCAGACCUACCAUAUCAGGUCUACAUGGGAAGUGAUAUACUGGUCAGGUUGGCAGUCCAGGUCGAUACCAUUAACAACAUACUGUGGUCCCUUACCAGUGUUAAUGAGGAAACCCUGACCCCUGAUGUCGACAACAUCAUAUCAGGACAGUCAAUCCCUGAAGCCUGUCAGGUAGCCAAUGAACUUGACAUUGUCAUACCUGCAAUGACCACAAACGUUCCCAUUCGCUUGAACCUACAACGUGGACAAAAGCUGUCGCACACUCAAGCUUUCUUCCAGCCGUCGUUGCUCUUUCUUAAACUAGGGCUGUCUACUCAGGCAACUCCUCUUCUUGAGCUUCACUCGAGAUUCACACACUUGCUUGUACAAAACACGACACCCGAAGAUAUCCUGAUCCCUAAAUCCACCCUGCUGGGUUGGUUGAUCAGCACGUCGUUCCACGACUUUGAAUUGAGGAUUCCUGUAAUAGGAAAAAUGCCCCGUUCUCUGAUGUCAGACCAUUCGCCGGAACAGGUCUUUCAUACCCUACCUUCCAGGGCUAUCUCGCUCUUCCCAACUGUACCGCUGGACCACGACACCAUCUGCCAGGGUGACCUCUCUGAGGACUCACAGAUGAUCCUGCACACAGUGCAAGUCCUAAGCGUCAGUUCGGAGCCAGAAUCGGCCCAUACACUUUCCGGGGUAGAACCCUCUAUCUUCCCAACCGGGCAAACACCUGAGCACGAUCCAGACUUUGAUGCCAAAGUCGAACAGCUCGUAGCUGAGGCAGACGCCCUGAACGGCGAAGAGGAGCGUGAAAAGCUUCGCAAACUUCUGCACAGAUAUCGAGCCUCUUUCGCAAAAGACUCGCUUGACUGUGGCUUAACCUCUAUCCACUCUAUCCGCAUUCCGACACCACCGGAUGCACCACCAACUUUUGUACGCCAGUACAAAAUUCCCUUAGCGUCCUAUGAACCUAUUCAGGAAAUCAUAGAUGAUCUUUUGGCGAAAGGGAUCAUUCGGCCAUGUAACAGUACCUACUCAGCCCCACUCUGGCCGGUACUGAAACCAAACGGUAAAUGGCGACUGACCAUCGAUUACCGAAAGCUGAACCAACAAGUUCCCCUUUCCAGGUGGCCUAUGGCUCAGCUCCAACAGGAUCUGCCAAAGAUCACUGACGCGAGAUACUUCUCCACUCUUGACGUGGCAUCAGGGUUCUGGACGAUACCAGUACAGGAAGCUGACCAGCACAAACUGGCGUUCACUUUUGCCAACAGGCAGUACACCUUCACCCGAUGCCCUUUCGGCUAUGCCAACUCGCCAGCAGAGUUCAACAUCUUUCUGAACAAAGCCUGCCCAGAUGCUAGUGAGAGAGGCACCCUCAUAUAUGUCGAUGACAUCUUAAUGAGGAACCAAACCCUGGACAUGCAUCUCGCUGAGAUUGACCAUGUCCUGAACCAGCUCACGAACGCCGGGGCAAAGAUAUCUCUGUCGAAAUGUCAGUGGUGCAGGACCAAGGUGAACUACGUCGGUUUGCUGGUUGGUCCAACAGGUGUCGAACCACAGCUGAGUCGAAUUCAAGGCCUGUCAAACCUUAAAGCUCCCACGAACGUCUCAGAGCUUCGCAGCUUUUUGGGAGUAUGCAACUACUCCCGACAGUUCAUUGAGGACUAUGCAGACUUAGCAAAACCCCUCACCAACUUACUGAAAAAGGACGUACCAUUCAUUUGGGGACCGUCCCAACAACACGCCAUGCAAGCUUUAAAAGACAAACUCUGUGCAGCUCCUUGUCUUGCCUACCCAGACUGCAACAGACCGUUCUAUCUGGAGGUCGGUUUCUCUUGUCACUGCCUUAGUGCAGGAUUAUACCAGAUCCAUGACUCGGAUAAACGAGUUGUCGCGUAUGCUAGCAAAACCUUGUUGGCUCCUGAACUAAAGUUCUCCGACUGCGAAAAGGCGCUUCUCGCCACUGUGUGGGCUGUGAAGCAUUUUUCGAAUUAUCUUGGAGGCCAAAAGGUGAUUGUGGAAACCAAUCAUCAACCAGUGACCUUCCUUAACAGCCAAAGAAUCAGAGACGGCGUUGUAACCAACGCUCGUGUAGCAUCUUGGCUUAUGGCUCUUCAGAGCUUUGACAUCGAGGUCCACUACGCCCAAAAUCGCAAAACACCUCUCGGGAUGGAACUCGCAGCGUGCCAAAGCUGCUUGACAGACAGCGCGGACACAGGGUCCCCAACCUGCGACCCCGAGCCACCUGAAUUAUCUUGCCACCGGUACUUCGACGACAAUGUCUGCAAAGACAUGAUUACAGCUUACGUUGAUGGUUGUUCAUACCACCACGACACUGUUCUUAGAGCAGGCGUGGGUGUUGUCUGGGUCAACGAUGAACCAUGUGAACCACUCAGCUUCAACCUAGGGGCCCAAACGUCCCAGUAUGCUGAAGUGGCAGGCAUUCUGAUUGUUUUGCAACUUGCGGUGGAACACAAAAUCCACGCCUUAACGAUUUGUACAGAUUCCAACUAUGCGCGACUCAGCUUCUCAUGUCAUCUGCCUUUGUGGAAACGCAACGGUUUCUUGACCUCGAACAGAAAGCCGGUCAAACACAAAGAUCUGUUCCUGGCGUGCGACUUCUUGACCUCUAACCAUGAUCUCCAGAUCUAUUGGAAGAAAGUCAGGGGGCACUCUCGUAUCCCUGGUCCAGACAAGAUGUUUAAUGACCAGGCUGACUCCUUGGCCAAGCAGGGGGCCUUAACUGGCUCAAACUGGCACUUUGAGCCCUCUGUUUUUCCCCUCCCACCCGUGCCCCUGGUUUGUGCUGUCACCAGAGCCCAGUCUCGAGCUCCACCUCGCCCGGCUCCCUCGGGCCCGGUCUCCGCCACUGUGGCUCCGGCUUUUUCUGACUCUGACUUGCUGGUGCUCCAAGCUUCGGACCCAGCCAUUGCUGCCAUGACGCAGUUCCUUUCAGGGCCUCCUGACUCCUCCAUGCCUCCUGACUUGCUUGCCUCCAUCCCUGGCCUGCGCCAUCUUUUCCGCGUGCGCUCUUCACUGCGGCUCGUCAAGGGCCUUCUGGUUUAUGUCUCCGAAGCACUCACUUCGCCUGCCCUCGUGGUGCCUCGCAGCCACAGGGGGGUAAUGUUGACAUACGCCCAUGACACACCGUGCGCAGGACACAGAGGAAACAAAGCCACGCUCCAUGCUCUCCAACAGGUGGCCUAUUGGCCACACAUGCAGAAAGAUGUAGCUGAUUACAUAAAAGGGUGCCUGGUUUGCUGCCAGUUUCAACCGGCAAACCCACUUCAUCGAGCACCCCUACAGCGCAGAGGUAUCUCCUUUCCUUGGUCAGACCUCCAGAUCGAUUGGGUGGGUCCUCUCACUAAGUCAGCAAGAGGAAACAAAUACUUCCUCACAGUUGUCUGUGCAUUCACCAAAUGGGUAGAAUGCCUACCAGCCCCAAACGAUACGGCUCAGACCACAGCAUACCUCUUGAUGAACCACAUCUUCUCGCGGUUCGGACUCCCAACUCGUGUCGACUCUGACAGAGGGACACAUUUCACCUCAGAGGUAAUGCAACAACUGUGGCAACUGUUGGGCGUCAAAGCCAACUUUCACAUCAGCCACCACCCCCAGUCGUCUGGACAGGUAGAACGGGCAAACCGAACAGUGGUAACCAUACUGAAAAAGUAUGUGUCAGCCAACCACAAGGACUGGGAUGUUAAGCUUCCCUUGGUCCUGAUGGCCAUCAGAGCGACUCCACAUGGGUCAACCGGGUUCUCACCCUUCGAGUUGAUGACGGGCAGACAGAUGACCCUACCUCUGCACCUGCUGUAUCAGCCAGGUGAGGCCAGUAUAGCAACGGCCUACACGACCCAUCAGUACAUGACUGACUUACACCAGCACCUGAAGGCAACGUUUGCCUUCACCCAAGAGCAUCUCAGCAAAAGUGCUGAAGGACGCAAGUCCUAUUAUGACCAAAAAGCCUCCCAACAGGAACUCCAAGUAGGUGACAAGGUAUGGUACUACCUGUUCACCCAGCCCAUUGGAGAUAAAGCCCCAAAGUCUGGGAGACUGGCACGAAAGUUCCUGCCCCGCUGGGCAGGCCCGUACCUGAUCACUGAAAAGCUCUCUUCUGUUGUGUACCAAAUUAAGAUCGCAAAGGGCAACAAAGAGCCGACCCUUAAAUGGGUCCACCGCAACCAGAUUAAACUUCACCACAACCCCAUGGGACUUGUCGGGGCCUCCAGCGCCACCCUUGAGUCAUAA